This is a messenger RNA of Kickxella alabastrina, 1871 nucleotides long. RefSeq names its product phosphoribosyltransferase-like protein. The transcript is spliced from 3 exons. NCBI's taxonomy places the organism in Eukaryota, Fungi, Kickxellomycota, Kickxellomycetes, Kickxellales, Kickxellaceae. Gene Ontology annotation, molecular function: amidophosphoribosyltransferase activity. Gene Ontology annotation, biological process: purine nucleotide biosynthetic process; purine nucleobase biosynthetic process. Gene Ontology annotation, cellular component: cytoplasm. Bases 164 to 1690 code for a protein of 508 amino acids. The record is from RefSeq and is a predicted model, not a curated record.
GCUUUUUUUGCCCUUUUCUUUUCCCGUUUGCCUUUUUCGGGUCAGCAGUAUUGUUUUGGUCCGUUUGCUUCUUUCCCAUCUCUUGUUUUCCUCCCCAAUACUCACAAUUUUAAUAUUCACUAACACAGCAAUAACAGCGUUCUAAAAAAACAACAUCUAUAUAAUGUGUGGCAUUUCAGCGUUGAUUUUGGCAGACCAGUCGCAGGCGGCAGUGAGUGAGUUGCUCGAGAGCCUGGGUCUUUUGCAGCACCGCGGUCAGGAUGCUGCGGGCAUUGUCACCUGUGGUAGCAAGGGUCGGCUGUUCCAGUGCAAGGGCAACGGGAUGGUGCGCGACGUCUUCACUCCCCAGCGCUUGAUGGCACUCACCGGAAACAUGGGCGUGGCACACGUGCGCUACCCGACCGCCGGAACGCCGGCCGACUCGGAGGCGCAGCCGUUCUACGUCAACAGCCCCUACGGCAUCGUCAUGGGGCACAACGGCAACCUGACAAACGACAGCGAGCUGCGGCAUUUCCUCGACUACGAUGCGCACCGGCACAUCAACACGGACUCGGACAGCGAGCUGCUGCUGAACAUUUUUGCAAACAAUCUGCAGAAGACAGGCAAAUUCCGCAUCAACGAGCAGGAUAUUUUCACGGCAAUCCAGAGCCUGUUCAGCGAGUGCCAGGGCGCGUACGCGGCGACAGCGAUGCUGGCGGGAUUCGGCAUCAUUGGGUUCCGCGACCCGCACGGGAUCCGGCCACUGGUAUUUGGGCGGCGCAAGUCGCUGACGGCCGACGGCUACGACUACAUGUUUGCGUCGGAGAGCGUGGUCUUGGACGCGCUGGACUUUACGGACAUCGAUGACGUGCAGCCCGGAGAGGUCGUCAUUGUGUCCAAGUACGCCGUGACGCGGCGGCGGCUGGUGGUCGAGGAGAAGAUCACACCGUGCAUUUUCGAGUACGUGUACUUUGCGCGGCCCGACUCGACCAUUGAUGGCAUUCCGGUGUACAACGCGCGGUUGGACAUGGGCGUCAAGCUGGCGCGCAAGGUGCGGCAGGUGAUGGGCGAUGCCAUGGACAUUGACGUUGUCAUCCCAGUACCCGACACGAGCCGUGCGGCCGCGCUGCAGCUGUCGCACGAGCUGGGGCUGCCGUACCGCGAGGGCUUCAACAAGAACAGGUAUAUUGGCCGCACGUUCAUCAUGCCGGGCCAGGAGAUGCGCCGCAAGAACGUGCGCCGCAAGCUUAACGCCAUGCCUACGGAGUUCAAGGACCUCAAUGUGCUGCUGGUCGACGACUCGAUUGUGCGCGGCACCACGUCGCAGGAGAUUAUCCAGAUGGCGCGCGACGUCGGCGCCAAGAAGGUCUACUUUGCAUCGGCCGCCCCCGCCAUCCGCUUCCCCAACGUCUACGGCAUCGACAUGCCCUCGAUGAAGGAGCUCGUGGCUGCUGGCCACAGCGACAGCGAUGUUGCUGCCGCCAUUGGCGCCGACUACGUGUUCUUCCAGGACCUGUCCGACCUCAUUGACUCGUGCAGGAAGUUCAACCCCAAGAUCACCAGCUUUGACACCUCGGUCUUUGACGGCAAGUAUGUCGCGGGCAACGUGUCGGAAGAGUACCUGCAGAAGCUGGAGAACCGCCGCUCGGACGACGCCAAGAAGAAGGACGGCGGUGACGGCGAGGUCAUUGGCCUGCACAACUACCAGUAAAAGCCCGGCUUUAGUUCUGCCUUGCUUUCUUAGACUGCUGAGACUAAGAACUGCAACCAGGAUCUAGACUUUGACUGAGCGCUGUGCGACCCAGCGAUAGCUUUAGAAUUUUUGGCAUAUAUUUUUCACUUUGUCUUAGCCAAAACAAUGCCUAUAAAUCUCCCCCAGCCAAUUGAGCGCG